AUGACUGAUUCAUAGUCGGAGAGCUGCAGAGAGGCUGGAAGGCAGGCGGUUCUGGGAUCCAGCUGGGGUCGAAUGCACACCUUCCACCUUCGAUUAACACCAAAGGUACAGGGUCCCCAUUACUUGAAGGAUAAGGCUGGCACUGCUCCAACGUCUUUGUGGAAGCUUCUCCCUCCCUUCUGAGCUUCCCUGGACUCCUCACAGCGUAUGACACAGAAUUUCUCUUUCCUAAGAUGGAGUCAAGCAAAAAGAUGGAUGCUGCCGGCACACUGCAGCCUAACCCACCCCUAAAGCUGCAGCCUGAUCGCGGCACAGGGCCCGUGCUUGUGCCGGAGCAAGGAGGCUACAAGGAGAAGUUUGUGAAGACGGUGGAGGACAAGUACAAAUGCGAGAAGUGCCGCCUGGUGCUGUGCAACCCGAAGCAGACGGAGUGCGGGCACCGCUUCUGUGAGAGCUGCAUGGCCGCCCUGCUCAGCUCCACCAGUCCAAAAUGCACGGCGUGCCAAGAGAACGUCAUCAAAGACAAGGUGUUUAAGGAUAACUGUUGCAAGAGAGAGAUUCUGGCCCUGCAGAUCUACUGUCGGAAUGAAGGCAGAGGUUGUGUGGAGCAGCUGACGCUGGGACAUCUGCUGGUGCACCUAAAAAAUGAAUGUCAGUUUGAGGAACUUCCCUGUCUGCGUGCCGACUGCAAAGAAAAAGUACUGAGAAAAGACUUGCGGGAUCACGUGGAAAAGGCCUGUAAAUACCGAGAGGCCACGUGCAACCACUGCAAGAGCCAAGUUCCCAUGAUCACACUGCAGAAACAUGAAGACACGGAUUGUCCCUGUGUGGUGGUGUCCUGCCCUCACAAGUGCAGUGUUCAGACUCUCCUGAGGAGUGAGUUGAGUGCACACUUGUCCGAGUGUGUCAAUGCCCCCAGCACCUGUAGUUUUAAGCGCUAUGGCUGCGUUUUUCAGGGAACAAACCAGCAGAUCAAGGCCCACGAGGCCAGCUCGGCGGUACAGCACGUGAACCUGCUGAAGGAAUGGAGCAACUCCCUGGAGAAGAAGGUCUCCUUGCUGCAGAAUGAAAGUGUUGAAAAAAACAAGAGCAUACAGAGCCUGCACAACCAGAUAUGCAGCUUUGAGAUCGAAAUCGAGAGACAGAAAGAAAUGCUUCGGAACAACGAGUCCAAAAUCCUUCAUCUGCAGCGAGUAAUAGACAGCCAAGCAGAGAAACUGAAGGAACUCGACAAGGAGAUCCGUCCCUUCCGGCAGAACUGGGAGGAAGCAGACAGCAUGAAGAGCAGUGUGGAAUCCCUCCAGAACCGUGUGACUGAGUUAGAGAGCGUUGACAAAAGCGCGGGCCAGGCCGCUCGCAACACAGGCUUGCUGGAGUCCCAGCUGAGCCGGCAUGACCAGAUGUUGAGUGUUCAUGACAUCCGCUUGGCCGACAUGGACCUGCGGUUCCAGGUCCUCGAGACCGCCAGCUACAACGGUGUGCUGAUCUGGAAGAUCCGUGACUACAAGCGCCGGAAGCAGGAGGCCGUCAUGGGGAAGACCCUGUCUCUCUACAGCCAGCCUUUCUACACAGGUUAUUUUGGAUAUAAAAUGUGUGCCAGGGUCUACCUGAACGGGGACGGGAUGGGGAAGGGGACACACUUGUCGCUGUUUUUUGUCAUUAUGCGUGGAGAAUAUGAUGCUCUGUUGCCGUGGCCGUUCAAGCAGAAAGUGACACUUAUGCUGAUGGAUCAGGGGUCCUCUCGCCGUCACCUGGGAGAUGCAUUCAAGCCUGACCCCAACAGCAGCAGCUUCAAGAAGCCCACCGGGGAAAUGAACAUCGCCUCUGGCUGCCCAGUCUUUGUCGCCCAAACCGUUCUAGAGAAUGGGACGUAUAUUAAAGAUGAUACAAUUUUUAUUAAAGUCAUAGUGGAUACCUCGGAUCUGCCUGACCCCUGACAAGAAACCAGGGAGGUGGAUUCAGCAGAAGGUAACUCCUCUGGGGGGGUUGAACCAGUCUGUCUUCACGAAGGUCCUUGCCCUCAGAAAGGACCUUGUGGGACAGAGGAAGCAGCCGGAGGAGGAGAAGGAGGAGGAGGAGGAGUGGCUGGCAGGAGGAGCCACAUAUGAAAACAGACCGCAACAGAUUUUCUAAUAGACUAGCCACACUCACUCUGAAGAAUUAUUUAUCCAUCAACAAGAUAAAUACUGCUGUCAGAGAAGGUUUUCAUUUUCAUUUUAAAAGAUCUAGUUAAAUUAAGGUGGAAACAUAUAUGCUAAAAAGAAACAUGAUUUUUCUUCCUUAACUUAAAACACCAAAAAGAAAACACAUGUGGAGGUAGCUGGAUGUGUCAGCAUGUUAACUUACAAGGAGAACUUAUGAAAUAAUAAUACAGUUCUGAUAUAUUCAUCCUAAAAUCCAAGAGUGCAAUCUUGUUUCAAAUAUAGUAUAUUGUCUAUUUUUAAGGCCUCAUCUGGUCGCUGUUUUAAUAAUUUGUUUGUCAGAAGACCCUGAGUAGGCAUAAGGUCUCUAAAUUCAGAAGUCAUUUUUAAUUUAAAGUUCUACAAAUAAUUGUUACCGCAAACAUUUUGUUUUAAAACGUUGACAGACUGAUAUUUCUUGGAAGAAAAUGUAAAAUAUCAAACACUGGUUAUCACUUGUGAUAGGAAAGAGAAUAUCCAACCUGCUGUUAUUUCUCGUUAGAAAUGUAGCCCUUCGGUACCUGUCGUAGUUAGUGACACUACUUCACAGUGGCUGUGAGAGGGACAGCGCUCAUGGAUGCUAUGCAUCGUCUCAGACUUACAAUUGUUUUCACCCUAAAGUAGGGCGUUCGUUGAACUUUGGAGUUCUAAACAAAAUCCUAUAGGUUUUUAAAAUUCUGCCCCAUGUUUAGACAAGCUCUGUGUUGCUGACAGCACCAGCCUUGGUCUCCAGUGUCCGGUGUCGGGGAUAGGCAGGUGACCUGUGCCGCAGGAGGCCCCCAACAGGCGUCCCAUCCUGUCAUACUGCUGCAUUCGGCUAGCGCUCUCCGAAAGCAACGUCCGUGCUCAGAGAUGGUGGCAUACGGUACAUGUGCCUUAGCUGUGACACGCUGCUUCUUGUCCCUGGGUUUGCAUUCACCAUGAUUCUAGAAAGUGAUAGUUUAACCAGAUCUCUCCCUCCACCACCAGAUCUCUGUCUCUGCCAGGGCCCUCAGACAACUCUGAACCUGCCUGGGGGAGCCAGGCCUCUGUUGGCGGCUUCUGAAGCCUCUGCUGCUAAAUAUUCAGAUUCCAACCAUAGGCCCCCAAGAGCAACUCAGCCCCACUCCAAGGGAGGGAGGUGUGAGCAGAAGCCACCCUCUUCCAGGUCUCUACAAGGGCCCUGAAAUCCCCCACAGCAUGAAGGAGAAGUGCCCCUGCCCCAAGCUUUCCCGAGACCACGGGUCUGGGGGCCUGCCCAGGCUGGCAACAGCAGCCCUGGCCUCCCUGUUAGGAGGGUGGCCAGCUGAUGCCCUAGCCUGGGUUAGUCCAGACGGCCCUCUCAGCUCACUGUUUCCCACUGUGAUGAGAAGCCUGGAGCCCUGCCCCGGUGCCCCUUUUGCUAUGCACCACACUUCAUGGUGCUCUACACUGAUGGGUGCUACACGUGACGGGUGCUUCUUAGGCAAAACCAAUGUGUGCGAACCACCACAUCUGUGCCACUUGCCCAAAAGGCGCGCCCACAAUUGGCCAGCUGGGCCCGCGCUUCAGACUGCCUGCCUCUGGGCUCCCCCCAUGGUUGCACGGGGACAGCUGGGUUGGUGCCCGGUAGCCCACCUUGUCUCUGGUGCUGCCAUCUGUCCUGGGUGUGCCUUCGCCCCAGUGCCUGCUGGAAGUGCCCUCCUCUCGUACACCUGUCCCCGUGCUUCCAUGAGCGACCUCUUGGUUCCGAGCACUCGCCCUGCCCUUCCAUGGCUGAAGCAUUUGGUUCUUCCCCUGCUCCUCUUCUCUCUCCAUUCUACUGGGAUUGCUUUGGGGUAAGUCAGUGACCUUGGUUCCGCUCAUAAGGAAUGACUGCAGAGCCCACGUUCUUUCAAAGGUGCCCUCUUCUUCCUUUAGGCCUGUCCCCAGGGUUCCUCCCACAAAGACCUGGAGUUGGGAGGACCACCCGGCAGUCCUUGACUGGCCUCAGGAAGCUUUUCCAUGGGCAGAUGUCAGCAACGGGGACAUCCCUGCAUCCCCCACCUUCGAAGAAGUCAGUGCAGUACCAGUAGGUGUAGGCCACCAGCAUCACAUCUGACGAAAGCAUGCCUGUCUUUGGUUUCAGAGCCUGGUAUGAGGGUGACCCUGAGGUGUCCUCAGACCCUCCCUCCCUGCUGGUGAGGCUUUUACAAGGCUCCUUCCUAUGUGAGGUGGGCCCUCCUGGCCUCGUCUGGUGCCUGUAGGAUAUAUAUAAAGUAUGUGACUCUUGGCCCCUGGGACGAGGGCCCUGCAUGUCACAGCUUCCUGUAGUGUGUUGUGUCUAUUGCAUUUCUUGGUAAAGUAGAGUAGCGGGCAAGCUCACACCUUUGUGCCCUGUCUCCAUGUGUGAAGGGCGUGCUGAGACGACACGUCUCCUGGGAGAUGUGGAGCAUGUCGUGUCCUACCUGGGUGUGCCUUGCUCUUCUCCGUCUCAGGAUUCCUUGGUGCUCACCACCCGGGGCCACUGUUGGGCUGUGGUGUCAGCGUUGCUGAGGCCCUGUCACCAGUCCUGGCAGCCAGCGCUCACCAUAUCACAGGGUCCUGGCUACUAGACGCACAGGGUGGUCAUGCGGCGUGUGUACUUGGCUGUGCAAAAGUGUCAACUGCUCAUCUUUUAAGGGGCCAUUUGUCCCAUGACCUCUAUGGGGAAAUUGGACACAACUCCUGCUUGCCUGGGAUGGUGUUCAUACCUGCUGACAGCUGACCCUGGGAAGAUGCUGGCCACUAAGUGGCAGUGUGUCCUGAGGCCCAGCCUGUGGUUUUUGUGAGUAGCUGAAAGCCUGUGUCAGUAACAACCCAGGGCCUUCCACCUUCGUUGGUCAGGGAGAGGAGGGUAGCCUUGAGGCACGCUGGCUGAGCCUCCGUUACCUCUUGGAUACAGAUAGAGGCAGCCUAGGCCAUGCAUGUGAGAGAGGGAUGGGUAAGACGGAAUGAGUAUAGCACGCUGAGUGUGAGGGCUCACACAGGAGAGCAGAGCCCACGCAGCAUUCCAAGAAGCAAAGGGCUGUUGAGAGGGUCUGCAUCUCAGUCCACAUCCAUCCCCCUUUCCAAAGUAGCCUGUGCACAGAUGGCACCAUGUCCCUAAGACAGCACAACAGUCAGACAGCACAGCCAUCAGCUGAGGAAGGUGUCUGUUUACAGCCACCGUCUGCCUCCUUUCUUUCUUUUCUCCAUUUACUCCAAGGACUGGGACUCCAGGGAGCUGUGGCCAGAGCACUGUGGCUUUAUUCCCUGGGCAACCUCCAGCAGGGCCUUCAGACCCACCACCACCAGAUCCCCUUUGAAAUGACUUCCAUCAGACUCCGUGUGGUCAGUCUCAUGAGAACCUAGCGGUCAGAUACUGCUCCUGUGGAUAGCUAGUCACCUUCCCAUACCUCCUUAGUCGGCCCCAGUCCCACCGGGAGUUGGGACCUUAUGCCUGCUAUCUUGGGCCUGACAUUAAUGAUACCACUGUAACUGAACAGUAUACAUAGCAGUCACCCAUGGCAGGCCUGGCAACCAGUGGACAGCAUCCAGCAAAGAGAAGGAUGUCUGGGCACACCAAGCAACAGGGUCCUGGGUAGACCACUCCUGCCAGCCCAAGAGGAGACCAGGGGGAAUGCCAGGGCCAACAGCACGGCCCUCGCCACCUCCUUCCCCUUGUACACUGCCAAGCAUUGCAGGGACUGCACUUUGUACCUGGCUGAGACAUUUCCCGCUGACAGGUGACAGGGUGGGUCAGUCCCUACCCUCCCAUACAUCCCCUGCUCGGGACCAUCAGUGUAUGGAGAAGGGCUUGGUGGAGCUUAGGGUACUAUUUUUUUUUUUUUAACUUUCAAUCCAGCCCUUUACUGGCUAGACUACAGGAGAGCUAGUGUGGCUUUCAUGCCAUUGUGUCUGAGUGUGUGUGACAAAUGAGGGUCUGAUCCCCAAAUCUUCUCAGACUAAGAUUCUGUUUUUGGUUUGCAUAUACCAUAGCAGCUGUUUUCUCCAAACUAGAACGUGCUCACAGGGGUCUGAUCAGGUGAGGUGAUCAUUGGCAAGUGACCCAGCCGGUGUCAACUGUCCCACCCCGGCUGCUGCCGCCUCCCAUAAGCACUGUGGCAUCCAGGAGCUGGGUUAAGAGGGACAGUAGAAAAAGGCCAGGAGCCCAUCCCCAAACCUGGACAUAUCCUAGCCCGUUGUCUGCUUGGGCACCAUUACUAGGCAGACAGGCAAGGCAGUGACCCACACCAAAGCCAGCAUACAGCUAAGCAGGCCCCAGCUCCCAAGCAGAGUGUAUGGUCCAUUUCCCUCGCCACACCACCGUGUCUGGAGUCUUCCUUGUGAGCUCAUUGUAGAAAGGAGGCUACAAGCCCAGGGUCACAGUGCCACUCCAUAGUCAGUGGUGACUGACGUACACCCUUAGUCCCCUUAGUCAAGUAAGAUAACCUUCAAAGGCAAGUCAAUGACCUAAUUGGAAAACACAAAAGCCGGCCUUCCAAGGAUUCCCCUAAGAAUCUGUGGGCGCUCUGACUGAGGAAGCUGGGGUCAGUGCAGACAGCUGCAGACUGUUGUAGAGUUCCGUUCUUCUCUCAUGGCACAUCUCUUGUGUUCAGUUCUAUUACCCCAAAAAACAAAGACCAAAGAAGGCCAAUCUCUCAUUUGACCGUAUUUUUAAUCUGCCUGUUUUGACACAUGCUGUCUGUAGUAACCGCUCGCUGUGAGGCCCCAUCUCGGCAGUCCAAGUGAUCGUGACCAGUGAUUAAGCGUCCCCGUGUUCUGAUGCUCUUCUAAGAAACUGAGACAGUGUGAGUUUGCUUAGCAAUAAUCAUGUGACCGGGAGUUAGCAGCACGCCUCAUCUCCUGAUAGCAUUAUGAUGUCUCGUAUUCUGUUUACUGUGUGUCACGUGUGGUUUCAUUUGGUAUUUAUUUGUGUUUUGAGGUCUUGCGAUGUUUCUGUUCUGCUGCUAAUAAUAAAAGUUUGUAAGACUGUAGAAUGCAAAAUUUUGCAAUGCUAAAGUGUCUAUUAGAGGAAAUAAAGCUGAUUUAAGAGUCCUG
Grammomys surdaster is the source of this 7199-nucleotide messenger RNA. RefSeq names its product TNF receptor associated factor 3 (gene Traf3). Lineage: Eukaryota; Metazoa; Chordata; Mammalia; Rodentia; Muridae. Gene Ontology annotation, cellular component: plasma membrane signaling receptor complex. Gene Ontology annotation, biological process: positive regulation of JNK cascade; regulation of defense response to virus; regulation of cytokine production. The record is from RefSeq and is a predicted model, not a curated record. Gene Ontology annotation, molecular function: tumor necrosis factor receptor binding; zinc ion binding. The transcript has 12 exons. The coding region runs from base 234 to 1937 and encodes 567 amino acids.